This is a messenger RNA of Annulohypoxylon maeteangense, 1759 nucleotides long. RefSeq names its product WD repeat domain-containing protein. The record is from RefSeq and is a predicted model, not a curated record. Gene Ontology annotation, cellular component: nuclear pore. The transcript is spliced from 3 exons. Lineage: Eukaryota; Fungi; Ascomycota; Sordariomycetes; Xylariales; Hypoxylaceae. Bases 60 to 1118 code for a protein of 352 amino acids. Gene Ontology annotation, molecular function: ubiquitin binding; RNA binding. Gene Ontology annotation, biological process: transcription-dependent tethering of RNA polymerase II gene DNA at nuclear periphery; RNA export from nucleus.
CAAACUUACGAGGUCAACAUUCUUUCUACUAGUACAUUAUCUAUCUUUUGCGACACAAGAUGCCGCCAUACGGUCGUGCUAGAAAGAUUUCUCUUUCUUCCCCCAACACUGGCUCCUUGGACAAGGAUGUCACUCUACCAGGCGACGCUGAGGACACCAUCUCGUCUAUCUCAUGGUCGCAUGCUAGCAACCAUCUAGCAGCGGCAUCGUGGGAUGGAAAGGUGCGCGUCUACAAUGUAAGCAGCACCGGAGUCGCGCGUGGAGUCACGCUGCUCAACGCGGAGGGCCCUGUCCUCGACUGCGACUGGGCUAAGGAUGGUUCUAUGGUCGUCGCAGGAGGCGCAGACAAGAAACUUCAUCUCUUGGACAUAAGUACGAGCAGUCAAGCUUCUCUUGGCGCUCACGACGCCCCUAUUCGCAACGUGCGCUUCAUCGAGGUCCCGGGAUUUGGUGCGCCUGUCAUUGUGUCUGGAUCCUGGGACAAGACAGUCAAGUUUUGGGAUCUUCGCCAGCAGGGCCCGCUCGCCACUGUCGCCUGCAAAGAGCGCGUCUAUUCGAUGGAUUCCAAGGCCGAUCUCAUGGUCGUUGCGACUGCCGAGUGCCACAUUCAUCUUUUCGAUCUCAAGAAUCCGACAACCAUAUCCGAGACUGUGGAAUCACCGCUGAAGUACCAGACCAAGGUCGUCGCCGCAUUUCCUGACGGAAAGGGUUGGGCGACGGCCAGCAUUGAGGGACGGUGCGGAAUGAGGGCCGUGGAAGAAAAGGAUAAGGAUAAGGUCAACUUUACCUUUAAAUGCCAUCGUGAGAAGGAGGCUGCAGCCACCACCAAGGUCUUCACGGUCAAUGACCUCUCGUUCCAUCCCGUGAAACACAAUGUAUUCUCGACUGCAGGAUCGGAAGGAACGUACCAGUUCUGGGAUCGCAUCGAGCGCACUAGGCUGAAGGCCUACCAGAAAACCAGUGGAUCGAUCACGAGCGCGGCAUACAAUCGCGAUGGCACUUUCUUCGCGUACGCCGUGGGCUACGAUUGGAGCCGCGGUCAUGCAGCGAACACCCAGAAGACCGAGACUAAGCUUAUGCUGCAUCCUGUCUCCGAGGAGGAUAUCAAGAAGAAGUAGGGAUAUCAGGGAUGGAGUUUUAGGUGGGAUACGGGAGUUCUGGUGGGGAGGUCCGGGAACACAAGUGGCAGUCUUGCGUCAACGGAGGAUUUCUUUUGUCAGGGGCUUGGUGCUUGUAUUACUGAGGAGGAUUGAGGUACGUUGGGUUUUCACAUUGGCAAUUCACUUCAUGGGUAGUUGCCAAGUGGAUAUCAUACGGCGGGCAACAUCGCUUUUCACGCAAUCGAGGUGGACUAAGGAGAAGGGGUUACGUACCGCGAUUAACUGGUUUAGCUGGUUGGCUAUGCCUUGAAUGGCAGUACGAUACGUGGGCCUUGGGUUUAUGAAAGGAAAUUCUGCCUCUGCCUAACAAAGAGUCUUCUUGAACUACUUGGGAAUUUCCCUAGAUAAAUGUACCGAGCAUACAUGCUCUGUAAGAAGGUACUUAAACGUAGAAAAUGACCAUUAUGAUCCAAGUUAUCUCUUUGCUUUUCCUGUGAUACGUCUUUCUUCUUCGAUGGGAGCUCUUUCAUUUUCUCUUUUCUGUGACUUGCUGUUCAUUUUUAACCUACCUAUUAGAUGACUUUUGAAUCUCUUCGAUCCUUCCACGAUGGAAUGUGAAGUGAAGUGAAGUUAAGAAUAAAGUUUAUAAAGAAGAUGAG